AUGUCAUAUGUUCCAUUGACACCGACGUCUAUUCCAUCACCCACAACAUCCAGUCAGGAGCUCUAUCAAUGCGGUUUACAGUAUCCACCCACGCCAAAGCAUCAGAAGUCUAAUUCUGAUCAAGACUUAUAUCCACCUGCUGCUAUUAUCAAUCAAUUGUCUCCACCUACAAUAAAAUUACUUGGUAUCCCGAACACUGGUGCAAAAUCUAGAGUCGAGACCCAAAUAAAAAUAAUUCUUCAGCUUGAAAACAUUGAAAAUGGUCCAUGGGAAUAUUUGCGUUUGCCUUAUGGCUCUGCUUCAAAGAAAAGAUCAAAAAGAGGUGCACUCUUACCUAAUGAUGUACCUAGGCAAAAUACCCUUUAUCUGGAAACACGGGUGAAGUGCGCAACAUCACCUAAUUAUUCAGUGUAUGCUUGCACACCUUGUCGAGAUCGUGAGAAGAAGCGUUCCCAAAGGAAACGUGAGGCAAGAAGACGACCAAGGCCAAAAUCUGAAGAUGAAGAUGAGGAUCCACUUCCAAAUUCUGUACCUUCAUCUGUAAGGGAUCAAUGGGAACGAAAUAAGAUAAUCUUAUUCAAUUGUGGCGAAUUAGUUACACUCAAUACGGAAUCUGUAUUUGAAGGUGGCCAAGCGUUACCAACUGCUAUAUUGCCGACACGUAUAACGUGUUACUGUAGACAUCAUCGUGAAAAGCUUGGUUUUAUCAUCGAUUUUACUUUGAAACAGCAUGAUGGUAGCGUCGUUGCCUCAACAAGAUCGCCCCCAAUUUUGAUUACAGAUGACCAUAAAAGUACGACAAGUAAAUUAUCUACAAAUAAUGAUCCUUUAUCAUCAAAACCACGUAAAAUCGCGAAAUCAACCAGAGGUAUUACAGAAGAAGAUAAUUUAAUCCAUUCUGAUAGUAAUGAUAAGAAACCCUACGCAAGAAGUAAUAGGAGGGAAAGGACUCCGUUACAAUUUAAUCACGUUAGUAGCUCUAGUCCAUCUUUCAUUUCACCUUCAGAUUAUUCUGCGAAUAAUUUAAAUAUGACGACACCUUCAACCACACCUAGUCCUCCAAAGAAUCUGAAGGAAUUAUUACCAAACCAGAAUAUUACCCCGUUUAACCUCGGUAAUCCUUUCGAUGAUGGUACACGUAAAAUGGAAAAUACGGACGAUCUUGAAAAGUACCUUACGUCUACUUUAUCUGUUAAUUCACCACCGCAAAUGAGUGAAAAUCAGUCAGGAUUGCAAAUGAACUCUCAACUAGAUUUAUCGAUGUUCGAUUUGGAAGCUGAUAAGUUUAUUAGUAAUUCAUGGAAUCUAGAUGAUACCAAUGUAGAUAUGUCUUACAAAGAGGCAAAAAUUUCAAGAGUUGUGCCAUAUGAAGGUCCAACAAGUGGUGGUAUCGAGAUUACAAUCCUUGGAAAGAAUUUUACCGAUGGGUUGGUAGCUUAUUUUGGAGAGAAUCCAGCAUCAAAAACUACUAGAUGGGGUGAAUCUACUUUGGUAUGCUUGCUACCACCAUCAUUACAAGCAGGUCCUGUAGAUGUCACAUUGAAAGGUCCAAACUCGAGUAAAAAUGCUAUGUCUGAACAAGUUACUUUUACAUACUUAGACCAAUCAGAUAAAGCUUUGAUGGAGUUAGCUUUGAAAGUUCUUGGUUAUAAUCUUACAGGAAAAGUUGAAGACGCUAAGAAUGUGGCGAUGAGAAUCGUUGGAGCUGGAGAUGAGGAAGAGCAGUUCAAUAAUUAUCAUAAUAUGAAUUCUACAAAUAAUAACUAUGAUCUUGAAACUUUCACCCUUAACGCACUUAAAUUACUUGAUUACAAUGAUGGUGAAACAUAUACAAACAUCGUGAAUAAUCAAAGACAGACGUUAUUGCACUUAUCAUGUCAACUUUCUUUCGAUAGACUUGCAACAAUUUUAAUAAGAAAUGGGGCGGACUUGAAUGCUAGAGAUAUUAAUGGCUUAACCCCACUACACUUUGCACAUAUGUUCAAAUCAGAAGAUUGUGCUUCAGUUCUUUAUGAAAAUAGUGCAGAUCCAUCAAUCGUUGAUGCAACUGGUAAAUUGCCAAAAGAAGUCGGAAAUGUUAGAUACUUUACCAAAUUAAUCAACCAAGAUGGUGAAGAUGCAGAUGAUGAAGUUGACUUCUCAAGCUCUGAGGAAUCAAUUGAGUCAUUAAGUGAAAAGCCUAUGAUAAAGAAGCGCGAUUCUAUAAUAUUAAAAUCACCUAUUUCAAGCGAAUCAAAAGGAGUGACAAAGAAAGAAAGAAAAUUCCAUGAGUGUGAUCUUGAUAUACUUCCACCUAAAACAGAUUUCAUUCAUGAAAAGACAGAAUGGGGUUUCAAUAAAGUUGAAGAAAUAACUCAAUUCCUUGAUGAGAUUGAUUGGUCAACUAAGGCUAAACGGAGAGCUCAAAGUGUAGUUGAGGAUGUACGCUUAAUGCUAUUUUGGGCACCAGUACUUAUGUUAUCUCUAAUCUUCUCAUUCAUCUCUAUAAUACCGUUCAUGAAUAGGGUCGGAAAUCAACUUGCACCUUUACUUGGACUUCAGGCAAACUCAGAGUAAUGAAUGUAGUUCGAUUUUUUAUUUGUAAAGU
Wallemia mellicola CBS 633.66 is the source of this 2587-nucleotide messenger RNA. RefSeq lists its product as hypothetical. Gene Ontology annotation, cellular component: nucleus. The record is from RefSeq and is a predicted model, not a curated record. Gene Ontology annotation, molecular function: transcription coregulator activity; double-stranded DNA binding; protein binding. Bases 1 to 2556 code for a protein of 851 amino acids. Lineage: Eukaryota; Fungi; Basidiomycota; Wallemiomycetes; Wallemiales; Wallemiaceae. Gene Ontology annotation, biological process: regulation of transcription by RNA polymerase II. The transcript has 3 exons.